UGCCCUGCGUAGGUGUGGAUUCUCACUGCUUCUCCCAGCCCAUCCAAGAUUCCUCAGUCUGGGAGCAGCAGAGAAGAGGGACCAGCCACUGAAGACUCUUAGGAACGGCAUGGCGAGCAAAUGGAGUGGCUUGGUGCUGAUCAUUUCUGUGUGCCUGGGCUCCUACCAAGCCGGGGCCAGCCCCCUCCACGAGUGUGGCGAGCGGCCGGAGGACUGGUGYCGGGAUGUGGAGACCGCGGCCAAGUGCGGGGCACUGGAGCUGUGCCGGCUCACCGUGUGGGACCGGACGCUGGGGCAGAAGGGGAUACCYUGUCACCUGUGCCAGGUGGCAGUGUCUGUGGUGGGGAAGAUCCUGCAGGACAACCGCACCGAGGAAAAGCUGAGGCUCUUCUUGGAUAAGAGAUGCCAGUACCUGCCCUUCCAGGACUGGUCUGUCAAGUGCAAGAGGAUGGUGGACACCGGCAUCCUUGUCCUUGUCCAGCUGGGCAAGCAAGUGCUGUCGGAACCCAAGGUGGUGUGUGGGACCAUCAAGCUGUGCCAGCGCCGGGACAGACCCAUGGCGACCUUGAAGUUGCAGAAGCCACCACCCACGGGUUCCACUGAGGACUUUGCUGACCUGAUCGCGCCCUUCAUGGCCAACGUGCCCCUCCUGCUCCAUCCCCAGGACCUGCCUCUCGGCGAGGACCAGGAGAUGGAAGAGGUGUGUGGGGACUGUCUGCAGCUGAUGACAGCCGUGCAGCAGGAGCUGGGGACCAACGCUGCCUUCACCUGGGCGCUGGUGGGCCACGCCAAGCGCGUGUGYGAGAGCCUGACMCCUGAGCUGGCACAGCGGUGCAAGCGCUCCCUGGCUGAGUACACGGACACUGCUGCCCAGCUGCUGCACUACGUGCAGGCUGAGGCCCCGAUGGAGCUGUGUGGCCAUCUGGGACUGUGUGCCUCCAGCUCGGCACUGCCCCUCCACACGCUGCUUGCAGAGAAGGUGAUGCAGACSCUGAGCACGCUGGGGGACAGCGUGGGGAACACUCCGCUGUGUGAUGUGUGCCAGUUCACCGUGAAGACAGUAGAGAGUCUCCUGGAGAACAACGUGACGGAGGAACAACUGGUGAACGACAUCGAGAAGGUGUGUUACAUGCUGCCCCACGGCGUCAUCGGACAGUGCAAGGACUUUGUCAACUCGUACGGCAAAGCCGUGGUCAUCAUGCUGCUGSAGGCCACCGACCCCGCGGCCGUGUGCACCAUGCUGCACUGCUGCCCCCRCAGCGGGGACAGCCACCCCGGCGCUGCCUCGCUGGAGCAGCUGGCGGUGAGCGCGGCGAGCUCGGGUGCCUUCUGCAACGUCUGCCAGAUCCUCAUCACCUACUUCGACAACGAGCUGCUCAAGAACGAGACGCUGGAGGAGCUGGGCGAGAUGCUGGAGAAGGGCUGCGCCAUGCUGCCCAUGCCGCUCACUAGCAAGUGUGAAGCGCUGGUGCUGCAGUACGAGCCGGCGGUUGUGCGGCUCUUCGUGCAGAUGAUGGACCCCACCUUCAUCUGCACCAAAAUCAGAGCCUGUGACUCAGGCAAAGAGGAUCUCCUGGGCUCACUCUCCGAGGCUGCCGGAGCGAUCUGCACCGGUUAG
Malurus melanocephalus (red-backed fairy wren) is the source of this 1618-nucleotide messenger RNA. RefSeq names its product prosaposin-like. The record is from RefSeq and is a predicted model, not a curated record. The transcript is spliced from 15 exons. Gene Ontology annotation, biological process: sphingolipid metabolic process. Gene Ontology annotation, cellular component: lysosome. Bases 110 to 1618 code for a protein of 502 amino acids. NCBI's taxonomy places the organism in Eukaryota, Metazoa, Chordata, Aves, Passeriformes, Maluridae.